AUGGCCUUUGUGCAGUUGUAUUUUGAUGUCCUUCCAUCGAAUGAGCAGGUUGUUGAUCAGCUCCAAGCAUUUCAUCCGCGCACUACCCUCUCUACACUUCAUGGGUCAACAUUGACUCAUUUUAAUGCUUUACCUUUGGAUCCAGAGGACGUUGGGAAACGGUUAUCCGUGGAGGUGUGGGAUUGGGAUCGAACGUCUCGCAACGACUUCAUGGGCUCGCUCUCUUUCGGUGUGGGCGAAUUGAAGAAGGCAUCAGCCAGUGGGUGGUUUAAAUUGCUCUCCGCGGAAGAGGGCGAGUUCUACGCCUGUCCCUGCAUUGAUGAGGCUGGAGCCGCGUUGGUGGAGCUGAAGAACAAAGUGAAGGUAGGCCACCAACUCAGUCGUUUAGUGAGGCAUGACGGUGUCGAGAUGGUUGACUUUUUGGUGAGCCUUUUUGAUCAACUUCAUGAAGUGUGUGAAGUGCCCAAUAACGCAAGAAUGUGGUCCAUACGGGUCCUGCAAUUCACCUACCUUUGA
Molecule: messenger RNA, 516 nt
Organism: Hydatigera taeniaeformis
Lineage: Eukaryota; Metazoa; Platyhelminthes; Cestoda; Cyclophyllidea; Taeniidae
Source: the annotation of a GenBank genome assembly